Messenger RNA from Gadus chalcogrammus (walleye pollock), 5221 nucleotides. It is a transcript of the gene axin1, whose product is annotated as axin 1. The record is from RefSeq and is a predicted model, not a curated record. The transcript is spliced from 10 exons. The coding region runs from base 487 to 2850 and encodes 787 amino acids. NCBI's taxonomy places the organism in Eukaryota, Metazoa, Chordata, Actinopteri, Gadiformes, Gadidae. Gene Ontology annotation, biological process: negative regulation of canonical Wnt signaling pathway.
UCACACUGUUAUUAUAAGCCGGUUGCAAUUUAGAAAUGCAUGAUUGUAUUGUCACGUGUGGUUCAGGUGAAGACUCCUCCGGCGCAUUGAUUGAGAUGGUCAACAAUGAGACUGAUUGCAUGCGUCAUAGUUGUAUCUUAUGAUGUGUAAUGUAUAUGUAAUGCAGGGAUAAUUUCCUUAACUCUCCGUGUGAUACUUUGAAACCCGCCACGCCGAAUCGCCGUAGCCAAAUUACAGCGGAUACCGGCGUUUUGGGAAAAACAAAUCUGAUGCAACGUAAACUCCGUAGCCUGUCCCUGUUUGACACAGACUGUGCAUUUACCACGAAUGUUAUAGGAUUGAAGAUUGGGAUUAAAUAGCGUAAUGUAGCCGGUUAUGCAGUCAGAAUCAUAACUCAAAUAUCAAAGGAGAAUACAUACUGCGGAGGCAUAAGCCGAGCUCUGCAUCUGGUCGUCUGGUGGUGUGGUCGCCGCGCAGACGUGGUGCAUGGACGCCGCGGUCGUCGCCAUGCGAGGCGUACGCGACAAGGGGGCCUACCUGGCCGUCCCGGGGGGCGGCUUCACCGAGGACGCCCCCCGACCCCCGGUCCCGGGAGAGGAAGGUGAGCUGGCGUUCGGCGAAGGAGGCCCGACGGCGGCGUCGCACGCCAACGCCAACCCCCUCCUCCUCCUCCCCUACGCCUCUAAGAGCGAGUCGUCCGUGGCCACGCCGCGGCGCCCCGACCUGGACCUGGGCUACGAGCCGGAGGGCAGCGCCUCCCCGACGCCGCCCUACGUCAAGUGGGCCGAGUCCCUCCACUCCCUGCUGGACGACCAGGAGGGCAUCCACCUGUUCGCCCGCUUCCUCAAGCAGGAGGGCUGCGCCGACCUGCUGGACUUCUGGUUCGCGUGCAGCGGCUUCCGCAAGCUGGAGGCCAGCGGCGGCACCAACCAGGAGAAGAAGCUGAAGCUGGCCAAGGCCAUAUACCGGAAGUACGUGCUGGACGGCAACGGCAUCGUGUCGCGGCGCAUCAAGCCGCCCACCAAGUGCUUCAUCCGGGACUGCGUGGCCAAGCUCCACGUGGACCCGGCCAUGUUCGAACAGGCCCAGACCGAGAUCCAGGCCACCAUGGAGGAGAACGCCUACCCGCUGUUCCUCAAGUCGGACCUUUAUCUGGAGUACGCGCGGACGACGGGCGAAGGCGGCGGCGGUGGCGGCGGCGGCGGCGGCGGCGAGAGCCCGAGAACCGCCGGCGCGGACCUGAGCUCCAUCCCGGGGAACGCGGCGGCAUCGGCGGCGGCGUCGGGGCACUACCUGCCGACGCUGGCUGAGGACGAGGAGUGGCGGGCCGAGCGGGAGUCGUCCAGGAGGAGCCGGGACGGCGGCGAGCCCGCGGCGGCGUGCAUCCAGGUCACCCAGAGGCUGCUGGCGGAGACGGCGUUGCAGCGCGUGGCCAACAGCUCGAGGUUCCAGGACAUUGGGGAGUACAGACGCGCAGCAUGGCCAGAGCCCGCCUUGCCGUACUACGUCAACAGCGGCUACGCCAUGGCCCCCGCCGCCAGCGCCAACGACAGCGAGCAGCAGAGCAUGUCCAGCGACGCAGACACCAUUUCCCUCACCGAUAGCAGUCUAGACGGGGUUCCACCCUACCGAAACCGCAAGCAGCAUCGGCGCGAGAUGCACGAGAGCGCCAAAGCAAACGGGAGAGUGCCUUUACCUCAUAUUCCACGCACACAUCGGAUACCAAAGGACAUCCACGUGGAGCCGGGCCGGUUUGCGGCGGACCUCAUCAGCAGGCUGGAGGCGGUGCAGCGGGAGCGGGAGGCCCAGGAGCGCCUGGAGGAGCGGCUCAGGAGAGUACGGCUGGAGGACGACGACCUCGAAAGCCACGCCGCACCACCGGCCAAUCACAGGCCGGGGGCGGGAGCCCACUGCCAGCAGCCACCGCCACCGCACGGCCACGCCCACUACGCCCUCCUGCUGGGCGACGCCCACGAGGAGAACCCCGAGAGCAUCCUGGACGACCACGUGCAGCGGGUCAUGCGGACCCCCGGGGGCCAGACCCCCGGCACGGGGCGGCACUCCCCCGUCCAGUCCCGCUCGCCGGACGGCCUCUCCUCCGCUGGGAGACACGCCCCCAAGGGGGACGGCGGCGUGGACCUCUACGCCUCCAAGAGCCGCAACUACGCCGACGGCAUGAGCACCGUCUCCGUGGACCCCGGGGGCCACAGCACGAAAGGCUCAGCGGCGUUGUGCAAGCGGGCGUUGAAGAAGCCAGAGGACGUCCCACUGGGACCCCCGGAGGAGCUGGAGCGGAACCACAAGAUCCUGCUGUGGAUGAUGGAGGGAGAGAAGGAGUCAGGCCGGCACAAGAGGAGCCCCUACGGAAGCGCCGCAGGGAACAACAACAACAACGGCGGCGGCACCGGCGCGGCCGUCGGCAGCGCGCGGCCGUCCCACCCCUUCAUCCAGGACCCCACCAUGCCCCCCAACCUGGCGCCCAACCCCCUGACCCAGCUGGAGGAGGUGCGCCGGCGGCUCGAGGAGGAGAGCGUCAGGGGCGGAGCCACGGCCGCCGCCCAGCCCAAGCAGAGACACAAAGCGGCGAGGAGGCAGCCGAGCGAGAACACCACGGUGGCCUACUACUUCUGUGGAGAACCCAUCCCCUACCGGACGUCCGUGAAGGGCCGGGUGGUCACCCUGGGUCAGUUCAAGGAGCUGCUCACCAAGAGAGGCAGCUACAGGUUUUAUUUCAAGAAGUUAAGCGACGAGUUUGAUUGCGGGGUGGUUUUCGAGGAAGUGCGUGAAGAUCACGCCGUUUUGCCCAUCUUCGAAGAGAAGAUUAUCGGUAAAGUUGAAAAGAUCGACUGAGUCCGAAUCAAGACGUACAGUGUACGUUUCUGAUGGAACGAGCGAGAAGUUGGAUGGGAGAGAGAAAGUGUUUUUUAGAGUGAGGGGUGCAGGAAAGUGGGAAUGAAACAGAUAAGAUAAGAACAAGCUGCUAGUGGUUCGUAGGGGCUACUAGUGGGAUUGAAUCAAGGGGUCCUUAAUGCUGAGUGCAGCAGCAAGUGGUACAAGAGGAAAGGGCUGAAUUAAAAAAUCAAGGUAUUCUCGUUAUUGCAUAGAGAGAUGUAGCAUCAUAUUGAUAUGCUAGUGGAGCAGAGAACGAAAAACUGCUACUAAGGCUACAUAUUUUUAUAUGGUCAACUGGAAGGUAUCCUUUCUAAAGUAAACGCACUUGUAAUUUUUCUUUUUAUAUGUAUUGGUACCAGAUCUGUACAGUGUCUGUUUUAAAAAAGAAGGAAUAACAAAGUUUUAUAUAUUUAAGUAUUUAAGAAGAAAGCUGUAAUUUUCAGUGAUUUGGAAGCAUGGGGUACAGUGCCUGUAGAACAAAUACAGGGUCUCCAACAUUGCUGAUUGAACAUGCCUUGCAACAGCCAGCUCUUAUCGAUUUGCUCUUAAAAUGCAUUUAACAUUCAGAGCACCCACCGAGUGAUAUUUCAUUAGGCUGCACUUUCAGUGUUUGUUAACCUGACCCCCCGGGCCAAGUAAAAAUUUGCACUGUAUUUGCAAAAAUCAAUCUUCCGAAUGAACCGGGAACACCGUAGUCUCUAUCUUUCUCUAUUCAAGCCAUUUAAAGGCUUUUCCUUUUUUUGUCGGUGACAUGUAUAAGCAAAUCCAUCAGAUCUAUUUUGGCAUGCACUUUGAUAGAUUUUUUACCUGCAACACCUACUGUAGAAUGUAAUCUAGCCGGAAAAAAAGCUGUAGUUUCUAAAACUGUGGACGGAAAAUUACAAGCGAAUGUAUACAUUUGUAUAAAUGUCCUUUGUAUUUUGGCAGUAAAAAAAAAGCCUGAUUGGAAUUUGUUUUAUGUUUCAUCACCUACAUUAGUUCAACAUUGUAAGGGUUAAGCUCAUAAGAGCACAUAAAGAAGUACCGUACAAUCAGACAUGAUAAGGCCUUUCCCCUGAAAUUAAAACAAAGGAUUUCUCAUUGCAAUAAAGUAAUACAUUUUGGUGGACAGGUCUAGAUUACUAAUGACGGAUGAGAGGUGGUGAGAGGAAAUGCGGGGGUUUGGUUAUUUUCAAUGUAGUAUUAUUUGGUUGCAUGCAAGAAAAGCCAGCCUUGAUUUGAAAAAGAAUGGGGGCACUUUGAUGCCCUGAAUAUGCCUGCGGUUUUUAGGAGUCCGUUGAGGGAGAUUCACACGUGUUAUGCAUUAUCGUUGUCAAUAUCUUUAUCAUUGUUGCUCGCUGGCAAGAAUCAAGGGAUUUCGAUGUAAUACUUGCAUUCUCAUCAUUUUUACCAUUGUGACGGAUGGUUUAUGAUGUCAUAGAGCCUAGGAGUCACUAUAGGAAGCGUUUAAAAAAUAUAUUUUAAAAAUAAUAUCACAUUUCAUAAAAGCACAUAGUGCAGCAUUGAAAUACCAUUAAUGUACACAAUCCUUUUUUAUGGGGUUGCUCCAAAUAGACGUAGUAUUUGUUUGAAUCCAUAUGUGAUCUAUGUAUUUUCUUUGUCAUACAGUAAAUAUUAUGUGUUGAAGAACCUAUGUACAUGUUGGUCUUCCUCUGACAUUAUAAGCUUGGUUAUGUUGUUUGUUCAUACGUCUAGGGGAAAUCCUAGGUUAUUGCACACUAUGGCGGACAAAAACAGAAUCCCAAAGGGCCACAAUUUCAUUCAAGUAUUUUUCACAUCUGUUCUACAGAAACCUAGCCAGGUGGCAUCGUGUUUUCAUGCCAUGGCAUUUCAGAGCAGAGGACCUUAAAUCCAAGUGCUGUAUUGUUUCAUGUUUUUUCGCAAGAUGUCUAACGUAAGGGGUAUCUCCUUCCUUAGGGGAUUGUUUGUUUUGAAUAUUUAUUACACAUUUUUAACCGGAAUAUUUUUACACAUACGGUGUUUUAUGUCUCAUAAAGCGAUCAUGAUGAUCAUCCUCGGUGCACACAACUAAAUGUAUUGUUGAAUUAAUCUUCUUGUUUGUGUUCUUUGUGUUCCAGAGGGUUUGAGAAUUUAAUGAGCAACUGUGAAAGCUUCCCUCCAUCUAAGCCCCCUCCUUUCUAAAAAAGCAAUGUUAUGUAUAUAAUUAACAUCAGUGCCUUCAUUUUGAUCUUUAUGGUGUCUAUGUGAUUUUUUCAACCAGGAAAUAGCUUUAUAUUUUUAUUUUGACAUUGGUCACACUGCAGUUUUCUAUGUAUAUAUGUAUCAUUUUCAAAUGUCAUAAGCCACCAGCCCAAUAAAACACAUUCAC